Mesocricetus auratus (golden hamster) is the source of this 1221-nucleotide messenger RNA. RefSeq names its product autophagy related 10 (gene Atg10). Gene Ontology annotation, biological process: protein lipidation; macroautophagy; protein modification by small protein conjugation. The transcript has 8 exons. Lineage: Eukaryota; Metazoa; Chordata; Mammalia; Rodentia; Cricetidae. Gene Ontology annotation, molecular function: Atg12 transferase activity. Gene Ontology annotation, cellular component: intracellular anatomical structure. The coding region runs from base 105 to 752 and encodes 215 amino acids. The record is from RefSeq and is a predicted model, not a curated record.
CAUUGCCUGAGGUGGUGCCAUCACUCUGGAUUCCCACACGAGCAAACAAAAACUCAACUCAGUGGAAACUGUCGUGUUCUAGGAAAACAAAACUUCUCCUUAACAUGGAAGAUGAGUUCUUUGGAGAAAAAUGCUUCCAAUAUUAUUGUGCAGAGUUCAUCAAGCAUUCACAACAGAUAGGAGAUGGUUGGGAAUGGAAAACAGCCAAGGACUGCUCAGAUGGCUACAUGUGCAAAACAGAGUUUCAAAUAAAAAAUGGAACAACACCAUCACAUCUGGGAACACCUGCCAGUGUACACACAGGUUUUCCAACAGAGGAGAAUUUAGAGCUACCAGUGGAUGAUUCCGAAGUGAUGGAGUCUGCAGCAGCAUCCAAAGUGAUUAAAUACGAGUAUCAUGUCUUAUACUCCUGCAGCUACCAAGUGCCCGUUCUUUACUUUAGGGCAAGCUUUUUAGAUGGGAAACCUUUAUCCCUGACGGAUAUCUGGGAAGGAGUCCACGAAUGCUAUAAGACACGUCUGCUGCAGGGACCAUGGGACACUAUUACCCAGCAGGAGCAUCCUAUACUUGGGCAACCGUUCUUUGUUCUACAUCCCUGCAAGACAAAUGAAUUCAUGACUGCUGUGCUGAAACACCCGCAGAAAAUCAAUAGAAAUGUCAACUACAUCACUUCAUGGCUGAGCAUCAUGGGGCCAGUUGUUGGUCUGAAUCUACCUCUGAGCUAUGCUAAGGCAACAUCACAGGAUGAAUGAUUUGUUGACAAGCGAGGAGGUGGUGAGAACUGAGGCUGCCUACCGACUCUGCGCCAGACUGAAGAGCCGUUUGUUACCGUCCCACUGCGAGUGUGUACAUGCCUGAGAACCACAGAGAGCGACUGAAGCGAUUUGAGGUGUUCACGUAGUCACAUUAGCACUUUAGAGAGAAAGUACUUUUCAAAUUCUGCUGCUCCACACAACUAUCUCACAGAGGUUUUCCAUCAUUGCAUUGACAAAGUGGAGAAUGACGAGUGUCUGGCCAAGUACCAAGGACAUGUAUGUUUCAGUUCUUACCUGGGGCCUUCUAAACAGAGCCUGCUGGGGGCUCCAGAAUCCUGAGUCACCUGAGGCAGGGCAUCAAGCCUCUCCUAGCCUCUGUUUUGUGAUGUGUCAAAUGUCUGAAAGUAUAUUUAAUCCAGUAUGUUGGAUAUUACUUUUUUAAAUAAAGACCACUUUAGAAAGAAAA